AUGUCCUCAAAUGUCGGCCUAACAACCCCAAGGGGAAGUGGCACAUCAGGCUACGUCCAAAAAAACUCCGCCUUCAUCAAACCCCGCAACACAGGCUAUGGCGCCCCAUACCCACCAGUCAGCGGCGCCAACGGCAGCAGCCCCAUGGAUCGCCCCUUCAAGCAACGUCUACCAGACAAGCAGAUCCUGGAACAUGAUCGGAAGCGCGCAAUCGAGGUGCGCGUCAUGGAGGAGAGAGAUCGACUUGAGGAGGUCAAUGAGAGGAUUGAGGAGGAGCUGGCCAAGAACAAAAACAGCAAGUCGAAGACAAGCUCUAAAAAGGACAAGGAGGAGGGUGAUAAAGAGGAAGGCGAAGACGCAGACGAUGGUGAAGAGAAGGUCCUUACAGAAGAAGAAAUUGAUGCGCGGUGCGAGAUUCUUCGGGUCCGGUUACUUAAGGAGCUGGAAGAUGAGCUUCAGGGCGGGGGUGGGAGUGGCGUGUUUAAGAAGCCUGCUGCUGGGGGCAGGGAUAAGAGGCAUCUUAAGUCUUAUCAGGUUCAUGAGCUUGCUGAGGCGAAGAUUGAGGAGAGUGAGCGGUUGAGGAGGGCGCUGGGUAUUCGGGAGGAUCGGGAGACGGGGGAGCUUUCUAGUUCUAGGGAUUCGAGGGAUAAUCGGGAGAGGAGGAGGGAGAGGGAUUAG
Messenger RNA from Penicillium arizonense, 678 nucleotides. It is a transcript of the gene cwc21, whose product is annotated as U2-type spliceosomal complex subunit CWC21. The record is from RefSeq and is a predicted model, not a curated record. The transcript has a single exon. NCBI's taxonomy places the organism in Eukaryota, Fungi, Ascomycota, Eurotiomycetes, Eurotiales, Aspergillaceae. Bases 1 to 678 code for a protein of 225 amino acids.